GAAGUACGGAACCGGAAAUGGGACGCAGUCCACUGCGGAAGUGCUAACAUGCUUUAGGUGUAGUAAGAGAGUCGCUGUCUGAGUGAAGAUUAAAGCAGUUGAUCAGUGAGCUCGGGAUGGCGGAAGCGCAGCAGGCUCGCGUGCAGAAGGCAGUGGAGGAGACGGUGCAGAGUCUGGAGAAAGAGCACAUCCGGAAGAUGCAGGGCCGCAUGUUCCGCUGCAGCGCAGAGUGUUGUGAGAAUCCCGGCCACUCCAUGAACCAGGUGCACCAGUGUAUCGACCGCUGCCACGCACCGCUGGCUAAAGCUCAAGAACUGGUCACCAGUGAGCUCCAGCAGUUUCAGGAUCGUCUCACGAGGUGUACAAUGCACUGUAAUGAUAAGGCCAAGGACCUGUUUGACUCCGGGGCGAAGGAGCCUGCCGUGCGGGCGCUGAUGGACAGCUGUGUGGGCAGCUGUGUGGACGAACACCUGAACCUGCUGCCCAGCAUGACUCGCAGACUGAAGGACAGCUUGAACUCAAUACCUCAGUGAAGCUCUGACUGUGGCCGAGGCUGUAUGAAAUGGUUCUUGUGGACUCAUGAGUGUACUAGAUGGAAGAAUUUGAUCUUUGCUGUCACCUCAUUGUGACUUGGUGAAUGGCCAUGUGCUGAUAUCUGUGUCCAUAUUGUUUGUGGCUUUUGUACAGACAAUAAAUAAUGUGAUCAAACCAACUUGCUGCCUG
Molecule: messenger RNA, 723 nt
Organism: Sinocyclocheilus grahami
Lineage: Eukaryota; Metazoa; Chordata; Actinopteri; Cypriniformes; Cyprinidae
Product: protein FAM136A
Exons: 4
Coding region: 117-533 (138 amino acids)
Cellular component (GO): cytoplasm
Source: RefSeq, a predicted model, not a curated record